Messenger RNA from Truncatella angustata, 1347 nucleotides. RefSeq lists its product as uncharacterized. Lineage: Eukaryota; Fungi; Ascomycota; Sordariomycetes; Amphisphaeriales; Sporocadaceae. The transcript is spliced from 2 exons. The record is from RefSeq and is a predicted model, not a curated record. The coding region runs from base 1 to 1347 and encodes 448 amino acids.
AUGCCGCAAUGGGCCGCCCAGGCAGCAUAUCCACCAAAGCUUGGAGGGAUUGGCGGGCUUCAGAACCUCCGUAAGACCUUCUAUCGCCUCGGGAUUCUGAACUAUCAUGGAUCACAUCAUCAAAUCCGUCUUGCGGGUGCUCCGCAAGCUUCAUCCAUAGCCGCCGUGAUCCAUCGCAGCAAGCCUGGACUGCUCAAACGGGCAGUAGAGUCACCUAGUGAGCUCACCAACGCUGAGAUCGCGCUCCGCCAGGCACGAUACUGGAAGGGCUAUUCGUGGAACGAGAGUCGUGCACGAGAGAAAGCUCGUGAAGCGCUGAACCCCGGUGCUUCCUGGAACAUUCAAGGCCGUUACGAGGACCUCUGCAGGCACUUGGACGAGGUCAGAGCGCCUCUGUACGAGGCGAAUGAGCUGGAAGCAUUCGAAAACCCCCAGAAAGAAUUUGUAAGGCGUCUGAACGAGCAACGCCAAGUAAAUGAACAGAAGGAUCUCGAAAAGGCCAUGCAGAAUACUCAUCCUUGGAUAAGACGCCUGUGGGAGGAAGAUCUGGAAAGCCAGAAACAACCAUAUUGGGGUUAUGCCGUCUUCUAUGAUCCCGAGAUCGGGCAAAACAUGGACGAGUCGCAGUUCGAAGAUUAUGAUUGCCGUAAGGGUGGUGUAUUGCGAUGGGCUAUGAUCGCGAUCUGCUGCGGGACAACUAUCAGGGCGCGGUGGUUGAUGCAGAAGCUAGAUUGGCCUGUCGAAGAUGUCUCCUCGCCACAAGAGACAUCUGUCGCACAGGUGAUAGUCAAUGAACAUGACAAUGACUUGGACGGUGAAGUCGUGGAUGUAAGCGAAGCCCGUGACGGAGACGAGGACGAGAACGAGGACGAGCAUGGGAACGAAAAUGGAAACGAAAAUGGAGACGAAAAUGAAGACGAAAGUGACGAAGAAGACAAGUCCAUAGAUUUGGACGAUUACGUAGACGAGGAUGAGAAAGACCUUUUCGAGAAACGUAAUGAACGUGAGAAAAAUGAACCUACAAGGCAGAACUUCGAGGACGAAGAAGAGGACGAAGAAGAGGACGAAGAAGAGGACGAAGAAGAGGACGAAGAUGAGGAUGACGGGGACGAAAAGCCCCAGAAGUUAGUUGCCAUAUUCCAAAAGCUACGGGAAGAGUUCAGGUUCAUUCGAAUCCGGCCGCGGAAAGAGAAGCGACGGGAAAGUGGUGAGAGUCAUCUGAACAAUAUUUUGCAGAACGUAAUUCUGUUCAUCGACCAAGAUUCCGCUGACUCCGUCACGUCAAAGUACAACAGUGUGGGCGGUGUGGGUUUGGGCAGUCGACCCAGACUAUCAUCCCGCUAUUGA